This is a messenger RNA of Cygnus olor (mute swan), 12802 nucleotides long. RefSeq names its product ankyrin repeat domain-containing protein 40-like. The transcript has 5 exons. NCBI's taxonomy places the organism in Eukaryota, Metazoa, Chordata, Aves, Anseriformes, Anatidae. Gene Ontology annotation, molecular function: protein binding. Bases 631 to 1791 code for a protein of 386 amino acids. The record is from RefSeq and is a predicted model, not a curated record.
AAAUAAUGUGACUAAUAAGUGCUGAAAAAGAGAGGCAAUGAAAUAAAAAAAAAAUAAUCUUAGUGCAAAUUUCUCAUUGGUGGCAGACACUGAUGCCAAAAUAGAAACCCUGGAAUUGACGAAUGCCCCAGCCCACGCUGCAGUUAUUUAAUUAGUGAUUUAAUUGUGCCCAGAGGCACACGGGCUAGGAAUUAUCAGGGGGUGCCCACAGGAAGUGCGGGGCUGUGCUCGCCACCGGGGGCUUCUGAGCCCGAGCCCCAGCCCCAUGGCUGGAGGGCAGGCGCAAGGCCGGAGAACCGGCGCAGGCAGCGCGGUGUUUCCACCCCACCGGGGCCGCUGCGUUCCUUCGUUCCCUUCCGAGCCGAACAAGCGGGGCGAGAACCGUGAGAAAGGGAAAGGGGAGCCCGGCCCCGGGCCACAGCCGCCGCCCGCUGCCCCUGGGCACAAGAUGGCGGCGGCCGUAAGGGAGCCCGGGGCGGCGGAGGGCCGGGGGCGCGUUGGGGGCCCGGCGGCGCGGCGCUGAGGAGGCCGCCCGGGCCUCCGUCCCCUCCGCGCCUUGUGACGGGCUCCCGGGGCCCCGCGGCGGGCAGCGAGGGCCGGGGAUCCGUGUACCGGCCCCGUGCCCCCGGGAUGUCGGCGAUGAGCAGCGCCUCGGAGGAGCGGGAGCUGCAGGAGCGGCUGCGGGAGGCGGCGGCGCUGGGGGACGCCGAGGAGGUGCGGAGGCUGCUGGGGCUCGGCGUGGACCCCAACUCCCAGAACGAAGUCAACGGCUGGACAUGCCUGCACUGGGCCUGCAAGCGGAACCAUGCCCAGGUGGUGGCUUGUCUGCUGGCUGCUGGUGCAGACAAGCAGAUCCUCACGGCCACCGGGGAGCUGGCUGCACAGUUAACUUCGAAACCAGACAUUCGGAAGAUUUUGGGAGAGGAAGAAAAUGAAUGUCAAGGAGCGAAAGAUUUAAAUUUGCCAGUUGUUGCAAACUAUUUGGCCAACCCACCAUUCCUUUAUGUCUAUACUGAAGCAAGCAUUCCAGACAGCUUGGCAGAAUCCCUGAAUGAAAGUGCUUCCAUCUCUUCCGCUUCCCAGAGUGAAACUAGUCCUUGUUCAUCAGCAACUCAGGUUGAAAGCAUAUGCACACCUACAUCAUGUAACAGCAACGAUGAUUUUCCUGCGCCAGAUGCUGCGGAACAGCUGCCCAGCCCGUCAGCACCUACCACAGCACCAACAUGCGUAAUGCCCGAAAUGCAGAACGGCCCUGUUUGUCAGCCACCCUUGUCUCACAGCAGAGGUUUCUUUUCCUCUGUAGCAUCAAACGAGGCUGUACCUCAGCAAACUGACAGUUCACCUACUGGUCCUGCACCGACGUUUCAGCCCUUUUUCUUUACUGGAACUUUCCCGUAUAACAUGCAAGGUAAUGAAGUGCAAUUUUCAUCCUUCUAUUAUGCUCCAUUCCAUGUUUUUGGUAUCAAGGGAGAACUUGUACUUAAGGUGAGAGUCCAGAAUCUCAGAGACAACGACUUCAUUGAAAUUGAGCUAGACAGACAAGAACUGACUUAUCAAGGUCUACUCAGAGUGAGUUGCUGUGAAUUGGGUGUAAAUCCUGAACAAGUAGAGAAGAUAAGAAAAUUACCUAAUACACUGGUAAGAAAGGACAAGGACGUGGCCAGACUUCAGGACUUCCAAGAGCUGGAGUUAGUUCUUGUGAAAAGUGACAGCUCUCCCUUCAGAAAUGCUGCAUCAACCUUGACUGAGAGACCAUGCUACAACAGUAGAGCAUCAAAGCUGACUUAUUGACUCUUCUAGAUGCACUCUAGAAUACAAAAACCUGGUAAUUAUAUGAUGCUGCCUUUUGAAGGCAGUGAAUUAAGCAUCUAUGAAACCUUAAGUUAUUGUUAGGGUUAAUAUUUUAACUAAUAAUUUAUCUUUGAUAUUUAAUAACCCCUUCGCUUUUAUUUUUUUACUUGAUACUGUAUUCAGAUAAAGGAUACCUCAUGUCUACUAAAAUCACAUGCUUCCAGUGCUGUUCAAUUCAGUUUAUUGUUUGUAUUUGGCAACAGAGGGCAGCAAAGAUUGAAUUGUUGAUAGAAAAGUAUGUUGAGUAUUCCCACUCUGUCUUUUCCCUGACUCUUACUUGGUCAUACAGGAAAUAGUGUAUGUAUGUAUAUGUUUUUGAACUUCCUGCUUAAGUUACAAUUCAGAGGGUAUUUGGCACACAAUGAACGGCUGCUCUCUAAAAACGUAGGAUUCCUUAAUCUCUUCCCCCUUCACAAAGUCUUACCAGGAUGCUAUUGUUUUCUUUCCACUUCUCCGCAAAAUUAUAAGCGAAUUGAAUGUCACUUAAGUACCAAAUGAAUGCUGAGCAGUGUUUUUUGAAUUUGAGAAGGAUUUUUCACAUUCACGUUUAGGCCCAGGACUCCAGUGCAAUAGUAAUGAGGACAACAAGCAUUCUGCAUUUGUAAGACCUGACUGUGCAGCAGGCAGUUACCUCAACUGCCCUGUGCAAGCCAACCCCAUAGGCACCUGCACUUGAAGCACAGCUGUAGCCCAAGGGUAUUGCUAUUUAAAGAAGUCUUUGCUUCCCGCAGCAGCGUGGUGCUGGCCAUGCUGUGUUUAGACACGAGCUGGUACAUAUGCAAGGUACUGCAUACAGCCUGUGCCAGUGCUAGCUUCCAAUGCCACACCAUACUGCAGCGUGUGACAUAGACACAGCCUUACUCUCCUCCACCUAAACGCAGUUCCAUAGUAUGACACCACUGCAUCUACCUUAUGAGACUAGAAAUAUUUAAUGCUCUCAGGUAACAGGAGAAAAACUGUUACUAGCCUGAAAAUAAGAAUAGUGAGGUAAGACUGCCCCCAUUUAAAUACUUGUUUCCUUCUCUUAUAAGAAUAUCAUAACUUAAGUGAGGGCAUCCCUUCAGUUCCACAAAAUCUUAAAUUAAAAAAUGUUUUUUUUAUAAGUAUUUAAGGUACAAAGCAAGUUAACACGCCUAUUCAAAAGAAAGCCCUUAUGUUUCAGAUAGAGCGGGCAUCAUAAAGCUGUGACCUUUGUUUUUAUUUUCCCAACCAUUUGGGGAGACUAUACAUUAGACACACCAAAAGCCAGUACUGUCAGGUAGCUUCUGUAUAGCCCAGCCUCAAAGACCAGUUACAAGGUGCGUGGUUAGCUUCUGCUGUGUGAGGAGCAGGAGAGGCACAACAGUAUAGUCUUGAGGUAUCACAACUCUAAGGAGCGUACUAUGCUCCUGAUUAGCCAUACUAAACUGGAAACAUAUACAAUUGUUAAAUAACCUGCAACUUUACCAUCACUUUUAAGUAGUGUCAAAAUUGUUAGCCAGACGAGUACCUAAAGGGCUGAAGGCCUCUAAGUGUUUUCAUGAUUUUGGGGUGGAGGGAGAGAAACAGCUGGCUAAGAUGAGGACUGCUUUAGCUAGCACUGAAGCAAGUCAGUAAUGAAAAUAUUCAUAAAACCACAGAUGGAUGGAUGGAUGGCAAAAGUCAUCGUUAAAACACACCUUGUCGGAGUCACUCCUUUUCACUCCAAAUUUUCAUUAAGGUAGUUAACUUGCAGUAUGCUGAAAUAUUAACAGCCUGAAACUUUGAGCUAAUGCCAGUAUUCUGCAAAGCUAAGAAGCUUUUUGUUUUCUCCUAUACCAAAAAACUAACGCAACAGCCUUUACACCAAAAAUGUUGAAAGGGUUAUGGGGAGUAGAGUUAUUUUUUUCUGAACCUGAGGGUUUGUUUUUUUUAAUUUGAUACUGAUUUUCCUUCAAUCUCUGCUUUAUUAAGCUGCAUUAGAGCAGAUUCUUUAUGCAUAGCUGGCACAGUGUUUGUUGUUGAUCUGGAUUGCAGUGUUGACAUUCAGACCAUAAAUAGUACAAUCAACAUGUUUUGGUAGGAGCAGCAUGGCUGCCACAAUUUCUUAGCUUCCUGUGGCACAGCCGCUUUAUCAUUGAAGCGACUCCUCUAAGGGAGGUUGGUAAAAGCACGCAUUUCAGAAAAAUACAGAAACCCCUUCUGCCAGCAGAAGAGAUGCUCGAGUCUGUGUUCGGGCUUUCCACUAAGUUACUUGGGCUUAAAAUUCUUGCUUUAGUGGAUUGAAAAUAAUUACCAUCCUUUCCCACCUGCUCCCUCUUACAAGGAAUGCAACUUAACAUCUUUUCACUUACUCUAAGUCCUACUCUGUCCAAGAGCUGGACUACUUCAAAGCCCGAUUCAGCUGCUGGUAAGCUAACACCUAUGACACAACAUGAAGUAGAAAUACCUAUUUCUCCCAUUUUGUUUUUCUUGUACAACAGGAAAUGAGCUUUUAUCUUAACACCUAUGUAUCUAUCUUUUCAAUGUAGCUUGGAGGCUAGUUCAGAUGUGCAAUAACUGUUUGAAAACCACUACAGGAAUAGUUAAACGGUUCAAAAUAAAACUGAUUUCUUUCCAGUUCCUGUAUUUAAGAUAUCAGUGUAAAGACUGCCUCCACUAAUUAAUAAACGUUCAGCUAUACGAGCAGCUAGUUUAAAAAAGCUUUAUUUGCACUAGUUUCCACAAAGAAUAGCUGUUAAUGUGAUUAGACUAAAACUUUAAUUAUGAUUUGACUGUAAUAACAGUAAGUCUAUGCAUUUCAGAGAAAUAUUUUUAUAUGUUUUAUGCAGUUUGAUAGACUCUAAGGCACACUAAGUUUCAUUGUUGUUUGGUUUUCUUUGGACAAUAAAUUGUUGGUAAUAACUGAAACUAAGUUUACAAAACUUACUGUUCUUCCAAGGACUUUUGUUUGCACUACAAACUGAUACUGAACUGACAUUGCUACUCUUCAGUUCUAUUAAAAUACUGGUUGUUUAAAGUAUUUAGAUGUCUUCCCUUUUCUUUGUUGGCUGGGGGGGGAAUGACACACAAAACAACUAGGGUGGACGUUAAAAUUUUAACGCAACUUUGAAAAAUCACAUAGCCGUAUGUUCUGAACAACAAAUAAAAGACACGUCAAGGUGCCAAACAGUACGGCAAAAGCAUGGGGGAAGUGCUUACUUAAAUAAGCUACAUGUUUUUUGCAUAGCAUACCUAGAAAAUCUCAGGUUUUAUCUUGGGCUUGAGCUCUGAAGAUGACACUUUUCACAUAGACCAAUGUAUUGCGGAGACACUCAUUGUAUUUAAAUCUGAAGGAAAGUACUGGAAAGGCAACGUGUUUCCUAUGCUCUGAAAUACGGAAUUUUUCCUUCAACUUCAAUGCACCAAAAUCUCUGCUAUUAGCUGUGCCAAAAUGGGAAUCCCAGCCCAAGUUACUAAAAGGUUCCUCAUUUUUACCAUUUAUACCUGUCCAAAAUAAGUAAAGGAAAAUGCUGGUCCCCAUAACAAUUACAACAUAAUUGUAAUUACAUGCAAUGUAAGGUGCAAGACAAACAUUUUAGCCAAAUCAAUAAGUGACACGUUCAUUCAUGCAGUGGGUGAAUCCUGUCUCUUCCUCAAGUUUAGAGAGGAAAAGGUGUUUGUAAAGUGUCAGUAUUAGAACUUAACUAUAAUUUUACCUGCUUUCACUCACAUGAAUUCUCAUGUAUUUCCAAUAAAAAGAACAGCCUCCUUUCUGCUGUGGCCACAUAACCACAUCUGCUUUGGAAAAGUAAAGUCAGAAAGGGAUCACGGCUGUCUGCAAGUAGUAUCCCAGCUUAUCAGAAAAGCAGUGCUCCAUUUCACCAGAGGGACCAACCUGCAGAUCCUUUGCAAGUGCACUUCCACAAACAGAUGACAAAGGCACACCGACACCAGCACAAGCAACAGAAGUGUUUUGUCCACAUAUGACUACCGUUACCUACAGAAUCAAGUCCUGAAUAUUGACACAAAGGAUAACGUAUUUUUUAAAAUGUGAGUUUAAUGUCUUACAGACACAGCACUGAAGUACACUUUACUGUCUCACUCCUGACUGGGACACAUAGCAUGGACUUUUCCAGCAAGAUCUACGUUUGCUUGUGCUAUAGCCUUACAAGAAAGCGCCAAGGAUGUUUCUUUUACCUUAUCUGUGGCAACACGCAAAUCAUGCAUGCUUACCAACUGCAUAAAGUUGUUAAGUAAUGUUCAAAACUGAUACUACAAUGCAAAUGUAAAGGCAAGCUGAUGGUCAGUCUCAGCAAUGGCAUCUUUCUGAUACUAGUACAGAAGCUUCUGCUCUAUAAAUGCUUAAGGCCUACGUUUUUAUUGUGAAAUUUCCGUAACCUCUUAACUAAUUGCAGAAUAAGCCACAGCAUAGGGGACAUGGAAUCCAACAACAGUAACUGCUGGGAACUAAGUGUGAAAGGAAAUACUAACUGAUGGCACAGCAAGAACAAAAACAACCACCCCAACCACCACAGAAUAACUAAACAUCCAAAUUAGUGGACUAAGCUUGAAGACAUGAGUAAAUUUAUUAGGAAAGAAACUUAUUUAGUAUUAAAUGUUCAAUGACAGAGACAAUCCAAUUUGUAACAGAAAUUCAAAGAUACUUUAUUUCCAUUUCUGGUAUAUCAAGAAGCUAGGAAUAGCUUAGUUGUAAAAAUGGGAUUCAUUUUAGUUCGAUUCACACAAAUACUAAACAUUUAUUCUUGAGUUUUAAAGUCCAAGAAUGAAAACUUGCAAUUAAACACUGAGCAAGCCAUGUGUUCAGGUUAUGUUGGUUUCUUAUCUUAAAAAGUCUUAAAGAAAAAAAGGAUACAGGACUUAUAUUCUCAGUAGCAUAUGUGCUAUCAACACAUCUUUCUGAACUCUGGCAGGAAACACCAGUCCUGAAUUAAAUUUUAUAAAAAAAAUUCUAACUCAACUUAUAUUUUUCUACGCCACUACAGCUUUCUUUCACCUCAUUUUAAAGCAGAUCUUCAUUUUAAGCUGUCUUCCGCCGUCUUCGCAGACUCUUCACGUAGUAGUCCUAUAAUGCAAAAUUUUGGGAAAACAGACAAUUAGACAACGUAAAGAGCAUUUAGUUUACCAAGUCCUAUAUACUGGCCCAGUUGUUAGCUGUCAUCUUAACUCUACAAAAAUGUCAACAUUGAACAGUAUCAGCUUUAGAAGCAAUAAUGUAGCAUUAAUAGUUUAAUGACCAACAUUACAUGUUCAAGGGUUCCUAGCAUAAACAAUUAAGCUCUACUAAUGGCUUAUGUUGCAAGAACCUCAUUUAUCAGCUGCAUCUGCAUCAUUGUUAGUUCCUUAUAUCAGGAACAGAACUAAAAAAACCUUGUGCAAAAGUAAGAAAGCUACAUCACGAGUGGGGAAAACACUUCCAACUUUUCUUUUUAACACAGGAUUUGCAUCUCCUAAUGUUAACAGUUUUAUUUCCAACAAAUAUUUUUUCAGCAUACAUUCUUGCCAUGAACAUUGUAAUCAUCUUGUGGCAUCUGCCUUUUAUUUACAUUUGCCUUAGAAGUCUGUUAUCAGCCAUUCCACUUCUCUGUACUAUGGCUGACUGCAAAUUCUCCUACGCAGUAGGAAAUAUUAAACACAUACCUCUUAAAGACUUGAAUUGCAUUGAAAGUAACAAGGCGAUUAUUAUGUAGUGUUUAUUGCAUUUUAAACUCUUUAAAGAUAUCUAAUUCUGGGCACCACUGCAUCCCUACACACAGUUGAAAGAAAAUUCCAUUCUGUUAACAUCAGAUUUACAGUAUUCACACAAUACACAAAAAGUCCUUUUCACUAUCUUGAAAAUCAAAAACACAACAGUAAGCUUAAAGAUUACAGGCAACAGCAUUCAAACAUGGAUGUGGGUAUAGAAAGGAGUACCUGGCAUGAGUACCUGCUUAGUUUGACUGAAUCCUUGAUUUUUAAUUUGGCUUUUCAUGGGCCGCUCACAACACCAACGCUGUGUGAGGUAUGGUAGUCAGCUGCAAUAAUUCAUAAACCCUACACUUCCAUCAAUCCAAUGCUACUGGCUCUCGAGUUACAGAACAAACUGCAUUAGAAUGCAAGGCAAUAAAGCAAAAAAACUAGAAACAUCCUUGACAAAGAAAUACUAGCAGUUUAUAUAAAAACAAAGUAGUCCAACAUGUGCCUCAAAUAUUAAGUAUUAAAGCAAAAGUUUCUGCUGAUGUACCAACACAAUAUGGACUUAAAUACAAAAACAGUUCAACUUUUUUUUAAAAAACGAUAACAAAAUCCCUAAAAAUAAAAAAGGAUAAUUAAUUUUUUUCUAUGGUGACUAUAUUACAAAUAUGUCCCAAAGAGGCACACUAAUGGGGGCACGAGUCUGCUACGAAAUAGCUGAGACAAAACAAUGUACCUCAAAAUGUUUUGCAGGACUACACUGUCUUUUCCUUCAGAAGGUGCUUUAGUAUGUCUUCUUACUUGGCUUAGUUCCAUCUUCAUCUGUGCAUACUUACGCUGCACUGUUAAACAGUAACAAAAAGCCCUAAUCAAAGUUUGAAAUAAUGCACUUACCUCUGUCUGAUCUGAGGUCAUAUCAGAUCAGUUUUAAUUGGACUGAGUGUCACCUUCAGAUUUAAUGUCUUCACUGGUCCCAUUGACCUCAUUCUUAGUAUCACUCUCCUUCGAGUCUGUAUUUGUGUCUUCACUCUGUUUUUCUCGACUACUGGACUUCACACUACUUUUUUUAUCAUCAGAUCCCCUCUUUUCUGCCAUGAAAGAAGACAUUGACCAUGGAUUUCAAAGUAAAAACAAACAUCGCACAUGUGAGAUACAUUGCAUACAAAAUAGGACAAUUAUUUUCUAUAUAAUACAGUAGUCUACAGUAAUAGCAGUAAUACUCGAAGUUAUAGAAACAGGCUUCAAUCUACCAUCCUGCAAUGGACAGGGUACCAAAAAAAAGUCAAAGGGGACAGUGGGGGCAGGGGGAGAAGGACAGAUCUAACAGAGGCAGCUACACAGCUGUCUGCUGAAAUAUACAAACUGGGGGGAGCGAGGCAGUCAAGAAGUUAGGCAAGUAUGAUGCAUGGCGAUCGGCUUCCUUACUUAUUAUAGGACUCUCUUUGUCCCCAGGUUUAAUUUGUGAUGUGUACGGACAAUGCAUAAGCGCAUUAUCAAAUAAGUCAGUCUUUGCCAAGUUAAAAAAAAAAAAAUUAGCAACCCCAAACAAUCAAACACUCAGGAAACAAACAAUACUUAAGAACAGUUAGCUCUUUGUAGGUGGGGAUCACAGUAGAAAUCAAAAUUAACCGUAUUAGACAGCGCAUCACAUAAGCUGUACGCUUGUCAGCAUUAUUUAUUCUCAAUUCUAUAAAAACUGCGUUUUUAAUUCACUCAAAAAAGGCCUGGAAAGACAGUUUGGAAGGUACAUAAAAAGCAGUAUUUUCCAAACACAAAGAAGAGAAAAAUGAAAAGGACCCCACAAUUUCAUCAUGAAUUAGAAAGCUGACUUGCAACUGAAGAGGUCACUACACUGCUGAGAAAACCUCGUCUUUCCCUCAAUAAUCUUCAAAGGAGGAAGGAAGCCAGAAGUAAAAGUAUUUCCGUGGAAAGAAAAACAUUCAAUAGCAGAGCUACAUGCCUCAAUCUGUAAAUUCAGUAUUUGCAAAUUUAAUAAAAAUAACCAUUUUUCCUCUAUUACUACACACCAUAAUAUUAAACCUUUCAUUAGUAAAGACACUUCAGAGAAAAAAAUAAAUCAAAAAAAAAGACCUCUCAGAUGUCAUCAUAUAGAACAACAUUCUUGCUUGUUUUUCUGAUUGUUCCCUGCUAUAUGGGCAAUUAAAUAUAAAUAUAUAUAUAUAUAUCCCCAAAACAGAAGCACACGGAUUGAACACUGAAAAAGUUAUUUUAAACAAUGUUAUCACCUAGACUGGCAUGACACACUUUUAUACUUCAGAAGGCAAAGCAGAAAUUAAGCUUCGUAACAGAAGCAACAUCCCAACUUCACUGUUUUUAAUACACCACCAAAGGGAGGGGGAAACCCCCAUACAGAAAUUAGGGCAACUGCCUAAAAGCACUACUACUGAGGUUUCAUCGGAAGCAGCACAUCCAGUGCACGGUGCCUGGAGAAAACACACAGUGACGUCCAAAAAACUACCUGAAGAACUACAAAUUUUGUAUCUGUCUGCCCUCGGUUUUGCAACUCCGCAGGUAGAUUGCACUCUAACUAACCUUGUUAAAAAGUCUUCUUUUUGUGUCUUAUAGGUAUCUCCGAUGCACACGUAGAUCCACUGAGGAAUAGUAGUCUUGUUUCCCCGCAGAGGACUAGUAGUCAGUCCAAUAAUCUUAUCUUCUGUCCUAUGUAGAUAUGGUAGAUCUUAAUAGCCCUAUGGAUGUGCAGUGUGCAGGGUUUUGUCUUUUGUUUGUUUCUUGAAUUUGGUCAGGAAGGAUUAUUUUGUUUAAGGUUAAAAAACUACAAUUAACCUGUGGUAUGAAAGACGAAACUCUAACACCUUCAAUAAUAAAAUAGUUUUACCAUAGCAAACCUCCUGUUUGCCAAGCAGAACUGAUCGUGUGUAUUCAACAGCCCAAUAAACUAAACUUCUUUCAAAUCCUGGAGUAUCUGCAAGCAACUGUUAAGUUCCUUCACUGCAUUUUCAAUCACUCAGAUUUCUUUCUUUAAAAGCACAUACAAUUAGUUUGCUGUUGAUACUCUGCAUAUAUUAUUUUAGCUGUGAUCUAUUAGGUAAAACCACGAAUUUACUUUGCUUCCUAAUUCAACAUAUGCACCUUUUUCUGUUCGAGCUCAUGUGGGAAACUGAAAUUUACUUUAAGAAUUCUUACCAAGAUAAUGUGAAUGGUUUUACUAUUUGGAGAAUGUAAAGUCACUUUGUUAAACAUCCUGUAUUACUGACAGUUUGAGUGUUUUGACAUUAUUUGCUGACGUUUAAUGACUAACAUGAAAACACAAUCACAAAUGCAAUUAUUUUUAUAUAAGUUUAAGAAUCCAUAAGGUAAAGAGCCAAGUAAAAGUGGUCUGGUGGCAAGUUAACCCUCCAUAAGAUGAAGGUACUUGCAAAACAGAUUAUCUUUUUCUCCAAUUAUUUAUUCCACCUACGCUGAGGUUAGUUUACACCAACAGUAGUUACGUUAAUGCUCAACUGGUGUUUCUGAUUGGCAGUCUCCCCUCCUUCAGCAAAUGUCUCCCUGCUCCUGAAACCCAACUCAGAAAUUGUGUCUCCAUUUUUACAUAUACUGUCUUCUUAUAGCCUUGAAAGGUCACAGCAUUCCACAGUAUUUUAGUGAGUAAGAAGCCAGGACUUCUGAAUUUUCAAAGUAUGGCACUGAUUUAAUGUGUAACAGUGGGCAAGUCUCGGAUAACUUGCUUUUUUUUUUUUCCCCUGUAAGUCAUGUUUGCAUGUUUAUAAAGCAGUUUGAGACUUCAAGAUGAAAGGCACUACCGCAUGUGUUACAGUCAGGCCUUUGCUGCUGCUUACUUCUAUAAUUGCAGAUCAAUGGUGUAUAUAAAGACAAAUUCUGAAGCCAGUAUUCCCAAUGGAGCAGUAAAUGUAGUUAAGACUACUAGAGUAGCCAGCCACACACUUCAGAUGUAUGAACCCCUAAAGCCAACUGCUGAAUUAACUGCCUACAAAGCCACAUGGCAAGUGUGAGGAUGUAACGGUGUUUACAACUUCAUCAUAUAAAUUCAACACUUGUGUGUUAAAUACUGAUCGCCUUCCCUGCCUUUUAUCUCCCUCUCACUGGAGGGAGAAACACAAACUUCUUCACCAUUACAGUCCUGCUCUACGGCUUUUUCAUAUUUCUACAAAUGUUAUAGUUAAAAAAAUAAGUUAUUGAUUUUCUCAGGUAGAAAUUUCAUCACAGCUCAAGCAUCACCUCACUUCUCAUUUCUGGAGGAAGAAGGUAGCAAGCAGCAAAUAAAAUGGCCAGCAAGGAAAUUGGUCAAGUUUAAGCUAAAAAUACUGUUAUGCUGAAGAAAGUUCACUAACUCUUCUAUUUAUGGAAAGAUUCAGGAGAGAACUGAAAAGCCUUAAGUGCAAUAAACAGACCAAGUUUGAAUAAACACACAUAGUUAUUUAUAUGGACAUAUACACAGAGUACUGAAGAGGACAUUCUUGACCAAGUACCAGAAGUCUGUUCAUAAAAUAGGCAAAAAAAGGCACAGCAUCAGGUAAGAAGAAAGUAACAAAUGGACAGAUACAGGCUACGAUACUGUGUUUGAAUUUAAACACUACACGUCAGUUCCACUGCCAGCAAGCAGGCAGCAAAAAACACUUGCCAAUAAAGGGCAAAGCAAAAUCAGAGAUGAAUCAAUACUAAAGAUGCACUGUGGUAUAAAUCAGAAAAAUUAAAACGGUCCAAGAAAAUCAGGCAAUGAAAACACAUGAAGCAUCACCUAUGUUUCAGGAACUAAUCCGCUGAAAAAAAACAUGGAAAAAAGGUAUAGCAAACAGGCCUAUGCAAUCAAGAAACAUGCACAUAGCACCUUUCAUCCCGGAGAACCUCAAAAGUACCUUAGAAACAUAACAGAAUUGUUACAUCCAUUAUUGACAGUCAGCUCUGAUGAUGAAGUGGGGUGGCUGUUUCGGAGUGGACAUUAGUCAGUACCCCAGCAAAGCCUGUAGUUUAAGCCAGAAGUUAGUACUAUAUUCCUCCAGAAGUUUCCAAAGACUUUUGAAGCGGGAAUUUAACAAUGACAAUGAAAUAACGUUUUUUUUUCCACCAAAUGCAAAUCUCUCAUGUUUUCUCUGCAGCUCUUUUAAACCCUACUUAAAGGUAAAAUUUCAGAAUAUCAGCCUUUGAUGAAGCAGUGAGUCACUAUUAAUGCUGUUGUACAUGUAUGUACUGCUAUAAAGCAUUCUGAGCACUAGCAGUACAGCAUUCCUUUGAGACUCACCUGAAUAAUGACAAGGCAAAUCUCACUUCAUUGAGAAAAAAAAGUGGGGGAGGGGAGGAGGCAGGGGCAAGCAGAAGGGAG